Messenger RNA from Medicago truncatula (barrel medic), 2220 nucleotides. RefSeq names its product eukaryotic peptide chain release factor subunit 1-3. Lineage: Eukaryota; Viridiplantae; Streptophyta; Magnoliopsida; Fabales; Fabaceae. The transcript is spliced from 6 exons. The record is from RefSeq and is a predicted model, not a curated record. Bases 171 to 1481 code for a protein of 436 amino acids. Gene Ontology annotation, molecular function: translation release factor activity. Gene Ontology annotation, biological process: translational termination.
AAUAUCAAAACGAUGUCGUUUAAUAACAACGAAAACACUUGAAAUACACACAAGUGCUGAAAACUCACGCUUCUUUCUCAUCGAAUCAACAAUUCAGCUAGGGCACGUUUCUCUCUUCGCGGCCUCCUCUUAGAUUGCGCCGCUACGGUUACUAGUCUUAUUGUUCAGAGAUGGCUGACGCUCAUGAUACUGAUAAGAACAUUGAGGUGUGGAAAAUCAAGAAAUUGAUCAAGGCUCUUGAAGCUGCCAGAGGAAAUGGGACGAGUAUGAUUUCUCUUAUCAUGCCCCCACGUGAUCAAAUUGCUCGUGUUACUAAGAUGCUUGGCGAUGAGUUUGGAACUGCUUCAAACAUCAAGAGUAGGGUGAAUCGACAGUCUGUGCUUGGUGCAAUCACUUCUGCUCAGCAGAGGCUUAAGCUUUAUAACAAGGUCCCUCCAAACGGGCUUGUUUUGUAUACUGGUACAAUUGUGACUGAUGAUGGUAAGGAGAAAAAGGUGACCAUUGAUUUUGAACCAUUUAGACCUAUCAACGCGUCUCUCUAUCUUUGUGACAACAAGUUUCACACUGAAGCUCUCAAUGAGCUAUUGGAAUCUGAUGACAAGUUUGGAUUUAUUGUCAUGGACGGUAAUGGCACAUUGUUCGGGACCUUGAGUGGUAAUACAAGAGAGGUGCUUCACAAGUUCAGUGUCGAUCUUCCAAAGAAACAUGGAAGAGGAGGGCAAUCUGCCCUGCGUUUUGCUCGUCUUCGCAUGGAGAAGCGUCAUAACUACGUGAGGAAGACUGCUGAGCUUGCAACCCAGUUUUAUAUCAAUCCUGCUACCAGCCAGCCUAAUGUGGCUGGAUUAAUUCUUGCUGGUUCUGCUGAUUUCAAAACUGAGCUUAGUCAGUCAGAUAUGUUUGAUCCCCGUCUUCAGGCAAAAAUACUUAAUGUUGUAGAUGUAUCUUAUGGAGGUGAGAAUGGGUUUAAUCAGGCUAUUGAACUAUCUUCUGAAAUUCUGUCCAAUGUCAAGUUCAUUCAGGAGAAACGCUUGAUUGGAAAAUACUUUGAGGAAAUCAGUCAGGAUACUGGGAAGUAUGUCUUUGGUGUUGAUGAUACACUUCAAGCUCUGGAUGCUGGAGCUGUUGAGACACUAAUUGUCUGGGAAAAUCUGGAUAUGAAUAGGUAUGUUUUAAAAAAUAGUACUACUGGUGAAGUUGUCAUUAAGCACUUCAACAAGGAGCAGGAAGCCAAGCAGAGCAAUUUUAGAGAUCCUGAAACUGCUGCUGAUUAUGAGGUUCAGGAAAAGACGUCUCUGUUGGACUGGUUUGCAAAUGAAUACAGACGGUUUGGUUGCACGCUCGAGUUUGUCACCAAUAAAUCACAAGAAGGCUCACAGUUUUGCAGGGGUUUUGGUGGGAUAGGUGGGAUCUUGCGCUACCAGCUUGAUAUGAGAACAUUUGAUGAUUUUUCUGAUGAUGGAGGCGUGUAUGAAGACGAAUAGCAAUCAAUGAAAUGCUGCCUACCACUGGUGCAGGAAAGGGAGGCCAAAGUACCUGCACUAGUAUGGGGGGCGGUAGCAUGUGCUGCUGCUGCUGCUCCUCCUCCUCCUUGUCUGUCUGCUGUGUUGCAUGGAAAGUUUGAUUGGAAAACAAGCUGCUUUACCCCAAAAGUGACAUCUGAUGUGAAUUUUAACGCCCUUGCUUGUGCACCUAUCAUUCCAUCUCCGGCAGUACAAAUUUCAGCAACAUUGCCAGCAACAGUUGGUGAGAAUAAUCUAUCAUUUCCUGCUCCUCUGCUAUCUGCUUGUAUUCACAAGGGCAAAAAGAAAGUCGUACUCCCGAGAGAACACAACCUAUUAUCAACAAAGUCUUCGUUGAACCCGUCUGUUGAUGUAGCAUAGCAAAGCUUUGACCAAGAAGCAGCUCGCUCGCCAAGUUAUCAAGGUGAAUGAGAUACUUCGAUCAAUGUAUGCUUUUCUUCAAGGAAAAUCGAGCCUUUGUAUGGCACAUCAAAGCUCGUGUCUCUGACUUACAUCCCGUGUGCCUCAGUUAUGCUUUAGGAACUUUUGCUACAUUGAACUUUGUUCUUUUUUUGUUUUAAUUGGUACUGUACUCAUGGUUUGCUUUAUUUUGGUACUGUACUUGUUGAUUGAGUGCUUAAUUGUGUGCUGUUAUGAAAACAUCAGUUUGUUAUUAUUGAAAUUAAUAAAGUAAACUUCACUUUUGAAGCUUAUAUAAAAA